Paraphaeosphaeria sporulosa is the source of this 510-nucleotide messenger RNA. RefSeq lists its product as uncharacterized. Lineage: Eukaryota; Fungi; Ascomycota; Dothideomycetes; Pleosporales; Didymosphaeriaceae. The annotation marks the transcript as partial. The record is from RefSeq and is a predicted model, not a curated record. The transcript is spliced from 2 exons.
CCACACAGUGUAGGCUGGCUCAUCCCUAAUGAGGGCAGUAUCUAUAAGCCCGUCUUUAUUGCGCACUCCGUUGUCUCCGCUAUCUGGCUCCUGUACAAGACUCUCCCUGAGGGCACCCUGCCUAAUAAUGCCUGGGGUCGUCUAGUCUGCGCGGCCAAAGCGCUCGCGCUGGAGGAGGAGGAGGAGGAGGAGGGGCAGGGGAGCGAGCCGCCGCCGAAGCGACCCUCUCCCUUAGCCAUAGUCUCUACACCCAGGCGUGCUCGAACGGAUACUAAUGAGGCGCUUUCCAUCCACUCUCAGCCAUCUAAGCCCAGUAAGCCGGACAAACAACCAGAAGACCUACCCAGGCAUAGGAUGGUCGUCUCCAAUAAUAACCGCCGUUAUGAGUGGGAAUGCCGUAAGCGACUCGCUCUCUUAUAUGAGAGGGAACGCCUCACACUUGGCCUCGUAGCGCCUAAUAAUAGAGCCACUACCAAGGAGAAGGCUGCCUACGCCUCCAUUACGCAAUAG